GUUGCAGCCUUUGGAAUACUAGAAACCCUGAAGAUGAAGACGUUUAUAGUUUUAGUUGUCUUGACCGCGAUCUGUGGAAGUCAAGCUGCUAUUGCAUCAAGGAUUUUUCCAUUGAUUGCACCUAGAGAUCUUAUAGGACCACCAGCCGGAGAUGAUCCCGCAACGAUCUGCGGUGGAGCAUUUGGGGAGAAAUGUAAAGACUGCUUCUCCAUGUUGAUUUGCUUAGGUAAUAAUCCACCCUCCGAAGCCAAAUGCCCAGAUGCUACACCUUACUGCGACAAAACUAGACCUUCUGGCGUCUGUGUAAAGGAUAAACCAGCUGGUGAUCCAACAUGUGAAGGACCUCCACCAACUGGUUUCAUAUGCACUGCUGCAGAGGGCUUCUUCCCUCAUCCAACAAACUGCAGUCAGUACUUUGAGUGCUUAAACAACGAAGCCAUCAAAUAUGAUUGUCCACCUGGAUAUUCCUGGACAACCAAUGGAAUGGGAUGCAGGCAGAGGACCUCGACAAUACACUGUGGAACAAUCACCUGCAAAGCAGGAGACGUAACUGCUCCACUAUCCAAUAAUGCGACUUUCUUCGGAUACUGUAACAUUGCAGAAGCUCUUGAGAACAUCAUUGUAACCAAAUGCCCAGGUGCUCGGCAGGUUUACGACACAUCUCUGAAAGCUUGCAACUUCGUAUGUCCAAGCGAAGGACUCUUCGAAGACGAUAUUGAUCCUACCUUUUACUACGAAUGCUACAAAUCGGGCACGAAAAUUGUCUACGAAUCAAAACAAUGUUCUAACAAUCGUACCUUCAUCGAACGCGAAAGGCAAUGUGUAGCAGCUGACCAAGGUCAAACACCCGUUCUCGUUUUGUAAAACUUUUCCCAAAAUAAUAUCUCCAAAAACAAUACAAAAUCACUUAUCACAGUGUAAACAAUCACUAUCAGACCAUUAAAGAGCACUUAGAGUUUAACAAUGCUUGUAUAUUCCUAAUUGUGUGCAAUUGAAAGUUUGUGGGGGGAAUUGUUAAAAGUUGGCAAAACACCUCGCGCCAAAAUUCUUCACUAUGAAAAUUUGUAUAAGAAGUUUUCUUGAAGUGAAUGCUCAAUCAUUGGCAGUUCUUCCUCAAGUGAGAAUUCAACUGUUUUACUGUUUUUGAUUAUUAUGAUAAAUUUUCUAGUAAAAGUAUUCUUUACAAAUAAAGAGAACUGAAAUAUA
Molecule: messenger RNA, 1206 nt
Organism: Phlebotomus papatasi
Lineage: Eukaryota; Metazoa; Arthropoda; Insecta; Diptera; Psychodidae
Exons: 3
Coding region: 34-864 (276 amino acids)
Cellular component (GO): extracellular region
Molecular function (GO): chitin binding
Source: RefSeq, a predicted model, not a curated record